Syzygium oleosum is the source of this 1010-nucleotide messenger RNA. RefSeq names its product protein RGF1 INDUCIBLE TRANSCRIPTION FACTOR 1. Lineage: Eukaryota; Viridiplantae; Streptophyta; Magnoliopsida; Myrtales; Myrtaceae. The transcript has 4 exons. The record is from RefSeq and is a predicted model, not a curated record. The coding region runs from base 16 to 738 and encodes 240 amino acids.
GAGAGAGAGAGAGAGAUGAAGAAGGAGGAGGAGGGAUCGGGCGGGGGAGGGUGGCUGGAGGGGCUGAUGGGGGAGAAGUUCUUCGGGGUUUGCGGGUUCCACGAGGAUCGACGGAAGAGCGAGAAAAACAUCUUCUGCCUGCGCUGCUGCCUCAGCAUCUGCCCUCACUGCCUCCCUUCUCACCCCUCCCACCCGCUCCUUCAGGUGAGACGAUAUGUUUAUCACGAUGUAAUUCGUUUGGGAGAUCUGGAAAAGUUGAUCGACUGCUCCUACAUUCAGCCCUAUACAAUCAACGGUGCCAAGGUGAUAUUCCUAAGCCAAAGAGCACAAUCAAGAGCUUGCAAAGGAUCUACCAACUUCUGCUUCAAUUGCGACCGAAUUCUCCAAGAGCCUUUCCACUUCUGUUCACUUUCCUGCAAGGUUGAUUACUUGGUGUGCCGAGCCGGGGAGGACGUGUCAAGCAUCUUAUACAAGUUCGAUGAGUCUGAUUUCGCGAUCUCGCAGUUCGAGGGACUGAGAAUGGAGAGCUCCUCAUCAGAGAUUGUUGAUGAAGAUGGCCAGAUCACUCCAAACUCCAUAUUGGAGAACCCAUUGCAGUGCAAAGGAGGUUCUUCUUCAUCGGAAGAUCCACACUUGAUCAGGAAGAAGAAGAAGAAGAGCACUGGGUUCCUCCCUGGGAUGGUUCUCUCUCUCAGCAACAGAAGAAAGAGUGCUCCACAGAGAGCUCCUUUUUCCUAGAAAAUGUGAAGCUUCAUUAGGAGUGACUAAAUAUAAAAUGUGAUGGUGUGCUAAUUUGCGAUUUCCAGGGUUUCUUUUCUUGUUUUUAAGCGGAGAACGCGCAUGCAAUUCCAAUUACUGAACCGAGGUGGGUAAAGACAGAGGGAGAACUUUCGCCAAUUUGAGUACUCCACCGAUUUUGUAUUCCAUGUAAUAGGGUUUGCGCGCGGAUAUAUGUAAUAUUAUCUGUCAUACAUUCAACAUUGUAUUCUGGUAUAAACUACAUUCCUGCA